Molecule: messenger RNA, 333 nt
Organism: Hibiscus syriacus
Lineage: Eukaryota; Viridiplantae; Streptophyta; Magnoliopsida; Malvales; Malvaceae
Product: vegetative cell wall protein gp1-like
Exons: 1
Coding region: 1-333 (110 amino acids)
Source: RefSeq, a predicted model, not a curated record
AUGAUACUUCACCCCACUUCUUCUCCGAUGAAGAUCUUACCAGCUCCGCCGCAACCUGAUCAUGAUCCUACUCAGUCCCCUGUCCAUCCAACACCGCCAGUCCCAACAGCAGCUACUAGUCCAGCACCAAUCCCAGCACAACCAACUCCUAUGGCCGAGCAAUCCACUCCAGCACAAGCCUCAUCGAGCAAGAAGAGUUACAAGAGAACCGCAUACCGUAUACUUCAGCCGUCUCUUUCUCAACCAUCAGUAGUAGACUCUGGAUCCAAGAGUCUCUCUCCUCCCAAACGACACCGAACGAGGGAGUCUAGUCAAGCCACCCCACCACAGUGA